Molecule: messenger RNA, 6183 nt
Organism: Cydia splendana
Lineage: Eukaryota; Metazoa; Arthropoda; Insecta; Lepidoptera; Tortricidae
Gene: Ac13E
Product: adenylate cyclase type 9
Exons: 8
Coding region: 177-4436 (1419 amino acids)
Biological process (GO): adenylate cyclase-activating G protein-coupled receptor signaling pathway; intracellular signal transduction; cyclic nucleotide biosynthetic process
Cellular component (GO): plasma membrane
Molecular function (GO): adenylate cyclase activity
Source: RefSeq, a predicted model, not a curated record
AUUUUGUCUGUGGUCGCAGGCUCUCAGGAUUUUCAGCUUUUAGUGGAGAUUUAUUUUUUCAUUGCUGAUUUUAAUUAAGUGAAAUGAUAGACUGGAUUUGAAACAUUUAAAUAUGGGCAGGCCCUACUUUGGUAUGAUUGGACAAUGGAUAGCAUGAAACAGUUGCGAUAUACACAAUGAGUGCCCCAAGUGGGUGUGUCAACUGCAGUGAUGGCUCGGAGAAGUCUGACCUGAAGCAUGAGGCAGAGGGCUCAGAGGGAGAAGAUGCUCAAAUUAGACUGGCCCCUCAUGUGCAGGCGUACCUCGCACACAAUAGCCCUACAACCAACUGCUGCGGGCUCACCAUCCCCAUUGCCUUUGAAAGGGCUGCCCCGGGUACAUGGUGGAAUCCCAGAUUUGAUUCCAAAAUACUUGAAGGCCAAUAUAGACAUAGUUCCUUUAGACAAAUAAGAUUAAGAUUCAGAUUUGCACUUUUAUACAUUUUGAUAUUUUCUAUAUCAUGGUUUGUCUACUUUGUGGUCCUGGGUUUGAACGGCAUGACAGUGAAGUGGCCAUUUCUGUGUUCUAUAUUUGCUGGAGUCCUCUUGAUAACAUCUGUCAUGUUGUAUGUCACAUUCACUAAUAUAUACAAGGGGUAUACAUUCAAGAUAUCCUUGGUUAUGGCCCUGGCGCUGUGUACUCUAAGCCUGUCACUUGUGACGCUCACCACACAGGUGCAGACGCAUGGGCUGCCUCCCCGCGCAGCCGACAUCAGCCAAUCAGGACAUUUCAUCAUGUGCAUUGAAAUCCUGUUAAUUAUAUACACACUUACACCUCUACCACUUUAUGCCUGUGUUAUCACUGGAAUUUUAUAUUCAAUUGUUUUUGAAGUGUUGAACAUUGUGUUGCACCUGACUGAACAGGAAUGGCAAGGUCCCGGGCUAUUUGUGAGGGUCCUGCUGCAGCUGUGUGUGCACAUUAUCGGUAUACAUAUAUAUUUAAUGACAUUUGUCAGAAUGCGCGGUACGUUUAUGAAAGUAGGCCAGAGUCUGUUGGUGCGGAGGCAGCUAGAAAUGGAGAAGCAGUUGAAAGAGAAAAUGAUACAUUCAGUGAUGCCUCCAAAGCUCGCGAGCUGCCUGAUGGAAGAGCAAGUUUUAGAAUCAGAGCCUAAUCUGAAGAAUCACCAUGAUCCACUCAAUGCGAGGCCUUCUAAUCCCGCCGCGGGAGAUAUUAAGUCACUGUUCCGACCAUUUAACAUGAGUUGUAUGGACAAUGUCAGUAUUUUAUUUGCUGAUAUUGUCGGUUUUACGAGAAUGUCCAGUAAUAAAGGUGCUGAAGAGUUAGUGAAUAUACUGAAUGAUUUGUUUGAGAAGUUUGAUGAGCUGUGUCAGAUACACGGCUGCGAGAAGAUCUCGACGCUAGGGGACUGUUAUUAUUGCGUGUCGGGCUGCCCAGAGCCGCGCCCGGACCACGCCACGUGCUGCGUGGAGAUGGGGUUAGGUAUGAUAGAUGCUAUCCAAGAAUUCGACAGAGAGCGCGGGGAGGGCAUCAACAUGAGAGUGGGCGUGCACACAGGCACGGUGCUGUGCGGGAUCGUGGGCACCCGCCGGUUCAAGUUCGACGUCUGGAGCAACGACGUGUCCUUCGCCAACAAGAUGGAGUCCACCGGCAAGCCCGGACGAGUACAUGUCUCUGAAGAGACCACCAGGUUUCUCGGAGGCUCGUAUGUUCUCGAAGAAGGCGAGGAAGUAUUUGGUCAUAAAACAUACUUCAUAGAGGGCCGUCAGCUGAGCUCCCCGUACGACCACGAGCAGUGCCUCACGCCCUGCAAUCCCGUCAACUUGCGCCUCAUUAUAUCCCCCGCAGCAUCCCCUCAAUCCGUCCUUUCUUUCAUGCAACCCCCGCGCUCCCCCCAAUCUCCACAAGGCUUCAAUGACGCUCGGAAAUCGGACAACUUUCUGUCGCCAGCUCCCUUCCAUUUCCGUGCUAAGGCUAGUUCGCUGCCCAGUAUAUUGGACUCCGACGAAAUGGAUGAAAAAAGGGAGAAAGGGUUCCCGGACAGAACCGACAGCUCAUCUAAAAGUCCUACGUCUGUAGGAAGUUACGGCAAGUACGCGAGUAAGUUGAAGAAUUGGAAGGUGUCGAAAUUCUUAAGAAAACAUUCCGAUACCCCAUUGCACUCAAUAAAGAAACAGGAAUUCAAUGAUGCCGACAAAACUCUUCAAUUACUAUCGUGCGGUGACGCGCCGUCGAGCAACGGUUACCAGCAAGUGCCUAUAGUGAUAGAGGCUCAGGACACCAAGGCCAGGCCGACCAGCAGCAAGCUCAACACGCCGGUGAACCCUGACAUGGUGUCGUUUGAGAAGGAGAUCAUCGAUAUUCGGUCGUACCUGAGCCAGUCAAGGAGUAACAUGUCGCCUUUCGCGAGAAGUAGCAGCUAUAGGUCGCAGUACGGAAGGCCUACUAAUAUUGACAUCCCUGUGUGCCGUGCGCGCAGCUCUACACUGGCCACGCAAGGGGAGCUGCGCGCGUGCGUGCGCAAGCGGCAGGAGGACUCCGUCAGCCUGUGCCCGUCCGUCAACAGCCGCAAGGACAGCGGCAUACGGAGCACCAGCCGCCGCUCCAGCAUACAGCAGCAGAUAUUUGCCCUGAACCACACGGCGAUAGCGGUGUCGCAGCACGACAUGAUGCAGCACCGUGUGUCGGGCUACUACACGUCCUCGCAGUCCUCGCUCAACGAGCCCUCCGGCCGCGCGCGCCUGCCGCCGCCGCUCAACGACCAGCAGGUGCAGUCCUUGCAGAAGCUGCGCAAGCAGUCCGACCUGCAGCUCAUCCGCUGCGUCCAGGACAACGCCAGGUCGGGCAUCAACUACUUCGUCCAACCUCCCCUCAACAGAUUCACUCUCUUCUUCAAGGCGCCAGAGAUAGAGGCGCAAUAUCGCGACAAAGCCCACCGAAGCGACGACUGCGAGGACUUCCCUCCGACUCUGACCACUUCGAGAUUUAACACCGCUUUAGAUAUUCUUGUUUCUGCUAUAAUCUUCCUAGCCGUUUCCGUUUCGAUAUUUGUUUUGUAUCACGCGUGGAGACAGUGGAUCGGGUGGUUCGCGCUCUUCACUGUCAUAGAGGCUAUAACGAUAUCCUGCUGCGUCUACCGACACUACUUGAAAUGGAAGACGAAAGGAAACCCGCCCGUCACGGACACCAUCCGGCGGUCCGUGAAGAUAUUUAGGAAAUUAACGGCUUGGUUUCCGUGGCAUUUAUCGGGCGGGCUGCUCAUCAGCCUGCCGAUUCUGGCUAUUUUAAUAAAUUUCUCCUGUAAUUACACGACGAUGCCCAUUCUGAAGGGCGAGCAGUCCUUUUACGUGUAUCUGUUGUGCAUUAGCAUAGUCCACUUCUGUAAUUUCACCCAAAUGAACUGGCUGGUGAAGAACACUUUGGUGACUUUAUAUGCUGGCCUCUUCCUGUUCCUCGCCGUGCUCGGAUGUCACGAAGUUAAUACUCAAUAUUUAGACGCUGAUAUUAUGCGGCCUUCAAUACUAGCCGCUACUCAUAAUACCUCAUUAAACGCAACCGAUGACUAUUCUGACGACUGGUUAGAGAACAACAUUACCGAGACAGGCGAAAGCAUGCUGCACAAGAUGCAUUUAACGGAGCUUUAUUUAGACAUAGUUUUGCUGCUGAUGCUGGUAUGGUUUCUCAAUAGAGAGUUUGAGAUCAGCUACCGGCUCAGUUUCUACAGCAACGUUGUAGCCAACCGGGACAAGCAGAGGGUUCAGAACAUGCGAAACCAAGCGGACUGGCUCCUCCACAACAUCAUCCCGCGCCACGUCGCCGACCAGCUCAAGAACACCGCCAAGUAUUCUGAAAACCACAAGGACGUCGGUAUUAUAUUCGCUAGCAUAGUCAAUUUCAAUGAAAUGUACGACGAGUCCUACUUAAAGGGAAAGGAAUACCUUAGAGUACUGAACGAGUUAAUCGCGGAUUUCGACGAGCUAUUAGAGAGGCCGGAGUUUCAGCACGUGGAAAAGAUCAAAACUAUAGGAAGCACGUUUAUGGCGGCUAGCGGCCUCAAUCCAGACUUGAGGCACUCUUCCCGCGGCUCGCACGAUCAUCUCUACCAGCUGAUGGACUUUGCGUUAGAAAUGCAGAAAGUUGUAGACAAUUUUAAUCAAGAUUUGCUGGAGUUCGAUUUCAUUCUUCGGAUCGGAUAUAACUUUGGGGAUGUUACGGCUGGGGUUAUCGGUACUACCAAAUUGUACUAUGACAUUUGGGGCGACGCGGUGAACAUCGCGUCUCGCAUGGACUCGACGGGGGUCGUGAAGCGUGUCCAGGUGGGCGAGGCGUGCAUCCCCGUCUUGUCACCCAUCUACGAGUUCGAACAGCGCGGCAGCGUCUACGUCAAAGGCAAAGACGAUAUGAACGUAUAUCUCUUAGUCAGAAAAAAAGAACUCUAGGCGAAACAAACUAUUUAUAAUGGAAAGUAGAAUCUGUGAUUUAAUUAUAUAUUUGUUACUAUGUAGCUAACUUAAUGAGGUUACAGUUUAAGAGAUGCUUGGGUCAUACACAUAUUUAGGUUCUAAUUGGAUUAGAUUUUUCUGUUCCCACAAGUUCUGAACAUUGGUGAAACAAUUAUCCACAAUUUUGGUACAGGCCAAAAUUACGUCGCUUUGUUCGUACAACACUCAACCAGAAAAAAGGCUCCAGUAUGAUUAACUUUUGGGAACAGAAGAAAAAACUUUUGUUUUAAAAGCCUGUGUAUGGCCCGCUUAUUUAUUGUGUGCAUUUCAAAAGUGAUAUAAUGGCUUAAAGAAAUACUCCACAUGUAUAAAGGCUAUUAAUUUAUUGUUAUUUGGCUUAAACCUAGCACUCACUAUCCUGCUGCUAUAGCGAGAGGCAGCCCUGCUAGAGCGAUAUGGUAAUAUUACUAAUGAUGUUAGUUUCUCACUUUAGCAGGCAAGCAGGAUCGUGUGUGGGUUCUAGGUGUUAGCGUGUUGAGUGGCAGCGUGUGUGACGCAUGUUUGUGUGGUGUGAAACAAAUCUCCUUGCCGCAUCCUCUAAUCUGUGACCAGUGCUCUAGUCCACUAUGAAAUUACUGUAUAUGUGACUAAAUAUUAUUUACCCGUCUUAUAUGUAUUUGACCGUAGUUAAUUAUGUAAUUAUUAAUGAGGAAUAUUAACGAUUCUUCCAAAGGGUAGAUAAAUGAUUUGUAACUUAAUUAAUAAGAUGAAAAUGAACUACGAAUGCGUAAUUAAUGGCAACGAAUGGUAUGAGUUGUGGGUGAAACCUGUGUUAGCCGUGUCGUUGUAUCGUAUCGUACUUAAAUCCGAUUUAGAUUGUUUUUGUAAAAUGUCCGAGUACGACGUUCCGAAGCUAAUAACGUUUUCCUCUAGCUUACAGAGUAAUGUACAAUUUGUUGCAAAUUAUAUAUCCGUCGAUGUGCAUUGCCUCAGCUUUAGCUCGGCCUGUUUCAAAAGUAGAAGCAUUUAAUGUUCUAAAUAUUCAAUAAUACGGUUAUUCAAGUAACUUAAUAGUGAUUAAUAUAUUACAAUCAAGUAGCACAAUUUUAUUAAUGCACAGGGUUGCUGCGUUUAUUGUCUACAUAAACAUAAAAUUGUAUUUACGUACAUAUGAUAUCCGAAGACGAUUUGUGUCUUCGUUAAUGAGUUUUUGUGUAAUGUAUAUGCCACAUACGAUGAGAUGUACUUAUACUUAUGUAAGUAAGUACUAUAUUGCCGGAAAAAGAUAUUCUAAAGCGAGCAUUUUACAACCGCGUGUCUUCUCAUUACAUACCUUGUAAGAAUUAUUUAAACUUAUGACAAAAGCCUUGACUAUACAUUCCACUUGUAUUUAUGAUAUUGCCUUCGAAUGUAUAUUUCUACUAGGGAAACGAAGAAUUUAAAGAAUAGAUUUUUUCAGAGGGGACGGUAUUUUACUGAAUGUUGGACCAAAACUGGAUUAUUAGAUGCAAUUAGCUCUCUUCUUACCUCUUCGGUAAUAUUAUUAUAUUUGCUCUUUGUACAUUACAAAUUCGAAGAUGUACUGGUAUAUUUAUAAAUAGAAACCUUCUUGUGAUACGUGAAAAUGGAUAUAUGUAUAUGACUAAUUGACUAUAAUAUUUAAGGAAAACAUUUUUCUUUAUAUACAUGAUAAUCCCUACCUUUUCCAGUAAAACAUCGUAAAAUAAUAAAAGGUAUAAUUUAA